Messenger RNA from Theobroma umbraticum, 709 nucleotides. Its product is annotated as large ribosomal subunit protein eL36x-like. Gene Ontology annotation, biological process: translation. Gene Ontology annotation, molecular function: structural constituent of ribosome. Gene Ontology annotation, cellular component: ribosome. The record is from RefSeq and is a predicted model, not a curated record. NCBI's taxonomy places the organism in Eukaryota, Viridiplantae, Streptophyta, Magnoliopsida, Malvales, Malvaceae.
AGCUUCGAGGUUUUCUAGGAGGUAUUCAGUUGGAGCUGUUUGGUUGCUGAGAAACUAAGCUGAAACUGCUACAUUUUUCGUUGAUUUGUGUCUGAUUCUGUUGGAAAGGAUUGGGGUGGUGUUUGGUGUUUGAGACUGGAUUCCCUGUUUCAUGGUGAUGGCACCAAAGCAACCUAAUACUGGCCUUUUUGUGGGCUUAAACAAAGGACAUGUUGUCACCAAAAAGGAAUUGGCUCCCUGCCCUUCUGAUAGAAAGGGGAAAACCAGCAAGAGAGUCCACUUUGUGAAGAGCCUAAUUAGGGAGGUUGCCGGUUUUGCUCCUUAUGAGAAGAGGAUUACUGAACUUCUCAAGGUUGGAAAAGAUAAGCGUGCCUUGAAGGUGGCAAAGAGAAAGUUAGGCACUCAUAAGAGGGCCAAGAGGAAGCGUGAGGAGAUGUCCAGUGUUCUACGCAAGAUGAGGUCAGCUGGAGGUGCAGAGAAGAAGAAGUGAGUUGGAUUAUGGUCGUACUUCAUAGACAGUUCAACUUUUUGACGUGUCAAUUUUUCUUCUGUGUCUUGUUUUGAGAGUUUUGACUUGCUUAUAGAGCUCAAAAUUUUGUAGUAUUGCCUCCAAAUUUUGAGAAUUGUUGUGUUACAGUUGGUUAAAAUUGGUGCUAUAUCAAUUUCUUUGAAUUUUUUAAUCUGCAAUUGGUUCACUGGAUCAUGAGAA